UGUUUAUUAACAUGUUUAUAUUGCUUGUUAUGUAAUUGAUGAUUAUAUUAUUACCAGGUUUUUUUUUUACAAUUUAUAAUUUGUAGUUGUUUGAUGAUGAAUACUUUUUUUUUUUUUUAUUCAUUUCUACUUUGAAAAUGUCAAAACAAUGUCUAUUACUUUGUUAAAAUUGUCUGAAAAGUGAAAAUUUUGGUUAAUCAGGUUGCAGAAUUCUGUUUUGAUGAUUAACUGCCUCUAAUUUCGAUUGAUGAAGGAUGUUUAUUGAGUACUAGAUAGGGUUUAUUAGUUUAUGAUGCUGCAAGAAUGAGUUUUGCUUAUGAGACUAAGUCAAAGUUCAACUGAUCAUGCUAGAAAAUCAGCUUCGUUUGUAAUCAGACAAGUAGACAAUCUAUUGUUUUUCUGUGAUGUUCAGCUGUAGUUUCUGCGAAAAUGCGAAUAUAAUGAGCACCUUGAUGCAUAUGAGGACCUAUAGCUCAUGGUUAUUUGUGAGCUGCGAAUCCUGUGAUUGAUUGCAAUGUUUCCUGAUACAAAAAGCCGAAGGUCAUGUAUUUGCAGUAUUUUUCAAGCAGCUGCUGCAGUUGUCCUAAUUUACUUGAUAGGGAGUGUUUUUAUUCUACCAGUUUACAGACAGGAUACUCCAAAAAUGGGGCUAGCUGGAAGUAUGGACCUAUUGCUUGGCAAUAGAUGUGAGAAUCAGUGCAGACCUCGUGGAAGCGAGUCAUUGCCUCAAGGUAUUGUUGCGAAGAAUUCUAACUUGGAAAUGCGACCACUAUGGGGCCUUCCAGAGAAAAGUAACUCAUCACUGAGUUUGCUGGCAGUUGCUGUUGGGAUUAAGCAAAAACAACUUGUGAAUGCAAUGGUUAGAAAGUUUCUCUCGAGGGGUUUUUCUGUGAUGCUUUUCCAUUACGAUGGUAAACUUGAUCAAUGGAAGGAUUUUACGUGGAAUGAUCGGGUCAUACACAUAUCUGCAAUCAAUCAAACUAAAUGGUGGUUUGCAAAGCGAUUCAUGCACCCAGAUGUAGUUGCUGCCUAUGAAUAUGUUUUUCUCUGGGAUGAAGAUAUUGGAGUAGACUAUUUUGAUCCUUUAAGGUAUGUAUCUAUCGUUAAAGAGGAGGGUCUUGAAAUCUCCCAGCCAGCACUUGAUGGUAACAGAUCAGAGGUGCAUCACCAGAUUACAUCUCGGGGAAGGAGAGGAAAAGUUCACAGGAGAACAUACAAGCAUAAUGAAUGCGAUGAAGACAGUUCUGGUCCUCCUUGUACAGGGUGGAUAGAAGUCAUGGCUCCAGUGUUCUCUCGAGCAGCAUGGCGUUGUGUAUGGUACAUGAUUCAGAAUGACUUGAUCCAUGCUUGGGGUUUGGACAUGCAGCUGGGAUAUUGUGCACAGGGAGAUCGAACCAAAAAAAUUGGGGUUGUAGAUGCUGAGUAUGUGAUACAUUAUGGCCUGCCUACACUAGGGGAGCCGCUAGGAAAAAAGCCCCAACUCCACGUGCUUGACAAGCGGGUUGAAGUGAGGAGACAAUCUUAUAACGAAUACAAGGUCUUCAGAAGGCGAUGGGAUAAAGCUGUCCUAACCGAUGAAUGCUGGACAAAUCCCUAUCCACAACCAUUAAAACCAAUCUCUCGGUAACAGGUACACAACACCAAAAGGCUUUUUAUAUAUACACAGAUUAAGGAGAUAUUAGUUGUUCAUAGAUAGCAUUCACAGAAAUGAAGUCUGCUAAAUACCGAACUAUGAAAGAACAUUUUUGUACAGAAGAGUUGUAUACAAUGUAUAACAAUAGUCAAAAUACAUUUCAUGAUUUGUAAGCUUGUCUGGGUUUGAGUUAUGUACCAUACUUGGCCUGGGUUGUAAAUACUUCGUAUAUAUAUACGAAUUAUAAAGUAUACAACUAUAGUCUAUAACUCUAUACAUGAUAUGAUUCUAUCAUGCCAAAGAAAAGUUGUGUAUUUUGGAUU
This is a messenger RNA of Chenopodium quinoa (quinoa), 1956 nucleotides long. RefSeq lists its product as uncharacterized. The transcript is spliced from 14 exons. The coding region runs from base 515 to 1627 and encodes 370 amino acids. The record is from RefSeq and is a predicted model, not a curated record. Lineage: Eukaryota; Viridiplantae; Streptophyta; Magnoliopsida; Caryophyllales; Amaranthaceae.